Apodemus sylvaticus (European woodmouse) is the source of this 831-nucleotide messenger RNA. RefSeq names its product outer dense fiber of sperm tails 3 like 2 (gene Cimap1d). Lineage: Eukaryota; Metazoa; Chordata; Mammalia; Rodentia; Muridae. The record is from RefSeq and is a predicted model, not a curated record. Gene Ontology annotation, cellular component: cytoplasmic microtubule; cytoskeleton. The transcript has 4 exons. The coding region runs from base 1 to 831 and encodes 276 amino acids.
AUGGGGACCCUCGGCUGCGACCCAGCGACUAAACUGGCCACAGUGCCCCUGGCCCGGCGGGUGGCAGAUGGACACAUCCCAGAGACCGGGCUGAGGAAGUCCUGUGGAAUGACCACCCUGGAGAAUGGCUCCGGACCUGGCUUGUAUGUUCUUCCGUCCACUGUUGGCUAUGUCAAUCAUGAUUGCACCAAGGCAGCCAGUCCGGCCUACUCACUCGCUCGGAGGCCCAGUGAAGCACCUCUCCAGGAUUCCAGUCCAGGACCUGUCUACUUCUUGGACCCGAAAGUCACUCGCUUUGGCCGCAGCUGUCCCCCUGCCUACUCCAUUCAGGGACGGGGCAAGGUUAGAGGUCUGGAGGUGACACCAGGACCUGGGGCCUACAGCCCAGAGAAGGCACCCCCGGCCCGCCAGCGGACCGCCCCGGCUUUCACGCUGGGCUUUCGCCUUCGACAGAAGCCCCCAGACACCUCUGCUCCUGCCCCCAAUGCCUACACCAUGCCUCCCCUCUGGGGAUCACAGAUCUUUAUCAAACCUAGCAGUCCCAGCUACACCGUGGUGGGCCGCACAGCCCCUGCACGCCCCCCUCAGGGUCCUUCUGAGACUCCAGGCCCCGGGCAGUAUGAGAGUCCUGACCUCAACACCUACCGGCAGCGCAGGCCGGCCUUCAGCAUACUGGGGAGACCCCGGACACCACGCCCCCUGGAGGACACACCUGGUCCUGGUACCCACAACCCGGAACAGGUCACUGUUAACAGGGCCCGGGCCCCGGCAUAUACCAUGGGCAUCCGUCACUCAAAACGGGCAUCAACCAUGGUAGGGGACCUCAAAUGA